Molecule: messenger RNA, 873 nt
Organism: Cariama cristata (Red-legged seriema)
Lineage: Eukaryota; Metazoa; Chordata; Aves; Cariamiformes; Cariamidae
Gene: ID2
Product: inhibitor of DNA binding 2, dominant negative helix-loop-helix protein
Exons: 3
Coding region: 11-415 (134 amino acids)
Biological process (GO): circadian regulation of gene expression; negative regulation of transcription by RNA polymerase II; cell differentiation
Cellular component (GO): cytoplasm; nucleus
Molecular function (GO): protein dimerization activity; transcription regulator activity
Source: RefSeq, a predicted model, not a curated record
GCCUUCCAGCAUGAAAGCCUUCAGCCCGGUGCGGUCCGUCAGAAAAAACGGCCUCUCGGAGCACAACCUGGGCAUCUCCCGGAGCAAAACCCCCGUGGAUGACCCCAUGAGCCUGCUGUACAACAUGAAUGACUGCUACUCCAAGCUGAAAGAGCUGGUGCCCAGCAUCCCGCAGAACAAGAAAGUGAGCAAGAUGGAAAUCCUGCAGCACGUUAUCGACUACAUCCUGGACCUGCAGAUCGCCUUGGACUCGCACCCCAGCAUCGUCAGCCUCCACCACCAGAGACCCGGGCAAAACCCUUCCUCCAGAACUCCUCUGACCACCCUAAACACAGACAUCAGCAUCCUCUCGCUACAGGCGUCCGAGUUCCCCUCAGAGCUCACGUCAAGCGACAGCAAAGCACUUUGUGGCUGAAUCAAACGGUGUUCCACUGAGGUUUUUUUUUUUGCACAAGAAAAUGUCUACAGGAUUUUUUUUUUGCGGUGCUGAAUUUAUUUUUCAGCUGUAUCUGGAGGGGAAAAUCCACAUCUAACUAAAAGGACCUUUUAAAAUUAAUAAAGAAGAAAAAAAUCAAGAUUGAUCUUUAUCCCCACCCCAUUCUUCAACUUGGACUGAACCUAGUUAUUUAUGAAGAGACUCUUAAAUACCCUUUCCCUAGUUGGAAGGCUUCCUUUAUAUACUAUUCCCAACGUGGGGAGCGAAGCAAAAAUCUCACAAGGAGUUGCCCAUUUUAAACCAGACUUUGCCUUUUUUUCCAAAGGUGGAGCGUGAGUACCAGAAGGAUCCAGUGUUCAGUUUUUUAGGAAAGUCUGUGGUCAGAAAUUACCUUUUUGACACAAACCUAGGACUGAAUGCUGUGUAUAUAUUUAUAU